AUGACAAUGACAAGUGAAGAAAAUACCAAUUCUAAUGCUAUUCCUAAUCCCGAAGCACAAAUAACUUAUCAAAAGAAUUGGGAGUAUGAACAAUCUAUAAAGAAGGAAGAGGCAGGUAAAAUACCUCUUAUAUGUCUUGAAGAAGAUAUUAAAUCUUUAUAUUCUGAAUAUGAAAAUGGCAGUGAAACAUAUCGUAGCAAGAUCAAGAAAUUGGCAGAAAAGCAUAGUAAAAUAAGAAGAUGUCGUGGUGAUGGAAAUUGUUUUUAUCGAG
Molecule: messenger RNA, 271 nt
Organism: Entrophospora sp. SA101
Lineage: Eukaryota; Fungi; Glomeromycota; Glomeromycetes; Entrophosporales; Entrophosporaceae
Source: the annotation of a GenBank genome assembly